AUGGCGGUUUCCAGCUGCACGUUCGGCGAGAUCUUGUCCCUUGCUAUUCAUGAGGAUCUGCCACUUAUUCCACCAUUCAUCACAGCUGAUAGACGCUCCGGUGAUGAACCACCAGCACCCAGCCUGCAGCCACCGUUUACCUCACCUUGCCUUCCACCAUCCAGCAUACUAUCACCACCAGCAGCACUCACUUUUGUUUGCCUCCACCCCUUAGUCACCAAGUCACGAUACCAUCUCUUAUCACCCUCUUCGCCCAUACCACCUCAAACACCACACACCAACGACCACUCCACCACAGCGCACCAUUACACCACUGCAACCACCAUCACCACCACCAGCAUUACCACCAUUGCACCGCCAGCACCAUUACCGACCACCUCCACCAUCACACCAUAUACCACUUUACCUGACCAGCAUCACCACACACCAGCAAACCCACCACAUACUAACCAGCAGCAAGCAAGCACACCAGCACCGCCACCACAAGAACCACUUCCACACCACCACCUCCACCAACCACAUCAACACACACCAUCAGCUAUCAUUACAACUGCCACCGACCAAGUACCGAUCACCACCACUCCACCACAGCCCAAUUACCGACACCCUGCACCUUACGCCAUGUAUAUCAUAUAA
This is a messenger RNA of Penaeus vannamei (Pacific white shrimp), 636 nucleotides long. The record is from RefSeq and is a predicted model, not a curated record. NCBI's taxonomy places the organism in Eukaryota, Metazoa, Arthropoda, Malacostraca, Decapoda, Penaeidae.